AUGCAGAUUUAUUCAUACAACGAAUCACACGUGUUCACUGUUUCAACAGCGGUACAAAAUGAGAGGCAGCCUCGCAACACAGCUACUAUACGACCGGAGACGCUUCGAGACAUGGACCAGGAGAGAGCGUUGAGAGAGGCCGCAGUCGCUGUUGGUGUUUUUGGACCCCCAGUGUCCCUGGCGAUGGCACUUUCGCCCGCGCGCUACCCGCUGUUGUCGCCGCACUACGCGCCGCUGCCGCCGCCUCAAGCGACGCAACCGCCGCUACCCGACUCGUCGCACGACAACGACGACAACAACCCACACACUGAUAGCGAUGACGACAGCAUCGAUGUCACCAACGAAGAGGAUUCCACGUCGUAUUCUCCACCAGCAAUAGCAAGCUACCCUCAAAACUGUCCACCAUAUAGACCUUUGGGAGUAGAAAGUUCCGCAGAGACAGCAGCUCGAUUGCUGUUCAUGGCCGUCAAAUGGGCGAAAAACCUGCCUUCCUUUGCUAGCCUAGCCUUCAGAGAUCAAGUGAUACUGCUCGAAGAGGCGUGGUCGGAGUUGUUUCUGUUGAAUGCGAUACAAUGGUGCCUGCCUUUAGACGCCGCUUGUACCGCUUUAUUCGGCAGCGAACAGACUGAUCAAGAAAAUGGCGUGAACUCGGCGACCUUGCGUCGGCUUCGUGAAGUGUUAGCUAGAUACAGAGCCGUGCUCGUCGACCCUGCGGAGUUCGCCUGUAUGAAAGCGAUCGUACUUUUUAAGUCAGAGACCCGUGGUUUAAAAGACCCGUUACAGAUCGAAAACCUCCAAGACCAGGCGCAAGUGAUGUUGAUGACUCACGCCAGGACCGCUCACGGAGCUGCCCCAGCGAGGUUCGGGAGGUUGUUGUUGUUGCUGCCUCUGUUACGUCUGGUCACCCCACAAAAUUUGGAGCGUGAGUUUUUUGCGAAAACCAUAGGACAGACGCCGAUGGAGAAAGUUUUGGCUGAUAUGUACAAAAAUUAA
Parnassius apollo (apollo) is the source of this 993-nucleotide messenger RNA. NCBI's taxonomy places the organism in Eukaryota, Metazoa, Arthropoda, Insecta, Lepidoptera, Papilionidae. The record is from the annotation of a GenBank genome assembly.